Messenger RNA from Poeciliopsis prolifica (blackstripe livebearer), 1243 nucleotides. RefSeq lists its product as uncharacterized. NCBI's taxonomy places the organism in Eukaryota, Metazoa, Chordata, Actinopteri, Cyprinodontiformes, Poeciliidae. Gene Ontology annotation, molecular function: protein binding. The record is from RefSeq and is a predicted model, not a curated record.
AUGGUUAUUUUCUUGUUUGACUCAUUGACGAUGGCUGCCCUGUUCUGUGGCGUGUUGGUGCUGCUGCUGUGUGACCUCGACUCUGCAUGGGCCACAUUAGUCACUGAUAUGGACUAUGGAGGCAUUCCUCUGUGGAUUAACCGCCUGCUGGGUGAGCCCAGCGUUUUAAGUCUGCAGGGAAGGAUUGACCCGGCCUGGUUUCGAGCUAACAAUGACCAGGUCUGUCCUGAGCAGUGUGACUGUCCCAUCCACUGGCCGACAUCCGUCUACUGUGACAGCAGAGGCCUUGAAAACAUCCCCCAUGGCCUGCCGCAAAGAACCCAGUACUUGUUUUUACAGGGCAACAAGAUCUCAUCCCUGUCCUACCCGGUCCUGGCUAAUAUUACGGGUCUGCGCUGGCUAAUCAUCGACAACAACCAGCUGGAGAGCAACGAACUGGAGCUGGCCUCUCUGCAGAACCAGACUCAGCUGCGCUACUUUUUCGCGAACCGCAACAACCUGACGUCGGUGCCUGGCGGCUUGCCGGCCGGUCUCAAACAGCUGCGGCUGGCCUACAACCAAAUCAGCAGCAUCAGCCCUGGAGCUUUCCAGAACCUGCAGAAUCUUACGCUUCUGUUGCUGCAGGGAAACAGGCUGCAAACCAUCACAGAGGGUGACCUUAAAGGUCUCAUCAGGCUGAAUCUGUUGGACAUCAGUGGAAAUUUGUUCUCAGCUGUCCCCAGCCAUUUACCUCCCUCUGUCCAGCAGCUUUAUUUGUCCUACAACAACUUCUCUGGGCUGGACGAGGGCAGUUUUGAGGGUUUUUUCAAUCUGAAGUAUCUGCGUCUCAGCCACUGCGGCCUGCAGAGCAGCAGCGUCCACCCACAGGCCUUUAACCACUCCAGCCUGGUGGAGGUGGACCUCUCUUACAACAGGCUGACCACCACCCCCACGGUUCCAGUAACCCUGCAGUACCUCUACCUGGAGGCCAAUAACAUUCAAGAGUUCAACGUGAGCAGUUUCUGCAGGGAGGUAGGGCCUCUGUCCUACUCCCGGAUGAAGAUCCUACGCCUGGAUGGAAACAAAAUGGCACGCCACCAGCUCCCCCCUGAUUGGGUACACUGCCUCCGAGUGCUGCAGAGAAUUUUCAUCUGACUCGGAGAAUAACUUCGACACGAGUACAUGGUGUACCCCUCGGACCCGGACAGGUGCUGAAGCACCUCAGCUUGUUGAUCAUGUCAUCACAUUAAAGCUUGAAAUCAGA